Messenger RNA from Linum trigynum, 855 nucleotides. NCBI's taxonomy places the organism in Eukaryota, Viridiplantae, Streptophyta, Magnoliopsida, Malpighiales, Linaceae. The record is from the annotation of a GenBank genome assembly.
UCAUUCCAAGUUCCCGUUAUCUCUCAAACCACAAUAAACUAUAAACCCUCUCAAAGACCCUCCACAAAAAUGGCCCUCUCCAAGCUUGUAAUGGCUACCCUUCUCCUCUCCCUUCUCUUCCUUCAGCUCGCUCACGCUGCUAAUUACUCCACUCAAUCAAUCGAUUGUGGAGACGCUUGCAAAGUUAGGUGCCAGUUAUCGAGCAGACCGAACCUAUGCCACAGGGCAUGCGGGACAUGUUGCCGCCGAUGCAGCUGCGUUCCGCCGGGAACCGCCGGCAACUACGACAAGUGCCCUUGCUAUGCGACCUUGACCACCCAUGACGGCCGUCGCAAGUGCCCCUAAUUGUAAUUAAUUAAUUCACGAUUGCGUUUAAAAUCUUUAAGUAGUUUGAACGUGCGAUAAUUAAAAAUAUUGAUGAUGUAUGUUUGUUUUCCAUUUGGUAAAUGUAAAAUGGAUGUAGUACUGAUCAAUAAAAAGCUUACUGUAGCUGCUGAUCUAUAUCUCUAUUUCAGCAGGGACUUUCAUGAUCCAUGCAAAUAUGCAACCAUAUGUCUCCCAAAAUUUACGUGAGACAAAUUAUCAUUUUUAUAAUUAGUAUAGGUAUAAAAUGGUUUCUCAUAGAGAAUGCAAAUGUUGCAAAUUAGAGACAUUAUGUGCCACAUUAAAUUUGUUCUAGUGGUCUUUUAUAUAUAGAUGAGUCUAACUCGUUUUGUUGAUUUUGUGUACAACUAACGAACUCCCUGUCAAGUAUUUAGCGAAAUGGAUGAAAUUUGGGUUCACCUGAAUUUUUUAAUAAUUGGACUAUUAGCUCUGUUGGUUAGAGCGUUGUGCUAAUAACGCAAAGGUCAUAGG